Messenger RNA from Eptesicus fuscus (big brown bat), 1709 nucleotides. RefSeq names its product homeobox A4 (gene HOXA4). The record is from RefSeq and is a predicted model, not a curated record. The transcript is spliced from 2 exons. Gene Ontology annotation, cellular component: nucleus. The coding region runs from base 41 to 1024 and encodes 327 amino acids. Gene Ontology annotation, molecular function: DNA-binding transcription factor activity, RNA polymerase II-specific; RNA polymerase II cis-regulatory region sequence-specific DNA binding. Gene Ontology annotation, biological process: anterior/posterior pattern specification; embryonic skeletal system morphogenesis; regulation of transcription by RNA polymerase II. Lineage: Eukaryota; Metazoa; Chordata; Mammalia; Chiroptera; Vespertilionidae.
CAACGCGAGAAAAAUUAGUAUUUUUGCACUUCACAAAUUAAUGACCAUGAGCUCGUUUUUGAUAAACUCCAACUACAUCGAGCCCAAGUUCCCUCCCUUCGAGGAGUACGCGCAGCACAGCGGCCCGGGCGGCGGAGACGGCGGCCCGGGCGGGGGCUCCAGCUACCAGCAGCCCCCCGCGCCCGCGGCCCAGCACCUGCCGCCGCCGCCGCAGCCCCAGCUCCCCCACGCGGGCGGCGGCCGCGAGCCCCCCGCCUCCUACUACGCGCCGCGGGCCGCCCGCGAGCCCUCCUACCCCGCGGCCGCGCUCUACCCCGUGCCCGGGGCCGCCGACGCCGCCUACCCUUAUGGCUACCGCGCCGGCGCCAGCCCCGGGCGGCCCCCGCAGCCCGAGCAGCCCCCCGCGCACGCCAAGGGUCCCGCGCACGGCCUGCACGCGAGCCACGUCCUGCCUCCCGGGCGGCAGCCCCCGCCGCCUCCCCCGCAGCAUCGCGCGGCGCCCCCGGCGCCCCCGCGGCGCUGCGAGGCGGCUCCCGCCACCCCGGGCGUCCCGACAGGGGGCAGCGCCCCCGCGUGCCCGCUGCUCCUGGCCGACAAGAGCCCGCCGGGCCUGAAGGGCAAGGAGCCCGUGGUGUACCCCUGGAUGAAGAAGAUCCAUGUCAGCGCCGUCAACCCCAGUUAUAACGGAGGGGAGCCCAAGCGCUCUCGGACCGCCUACACCCGGCAGCAGGUCUUGGAGCUGGAGAAGGAGUUCCACUUUAACCGCUACCUGACCCGGCGGCGCCGCAUCGAGAUCGCCCACACGCUCUGCCUGUCUGAGCGGCAGGUCAAGAUCUGGUUUCAGAACCGGAGGAUGAAGUGGAAGAAAGAUCACAAACUGCCCAACACUAAGAUGCGCUCCUCCAACUCGGCCUCGGCCUCCUCCGCAGGCCCGCCAGGGAAAGCACAGACUCAGAGCCCCCACCCGAAUCCGCACCCCCACCCCCACCAGGGGGCCUCCACACCCAUUCCCUCCUCCAUGUGAUCUUCUAGAGAUCUAGACCAGUUUCUUUCCCUCAUCUGCUUUUCUCCUCUCUUCUGCCCCUUUCCCCAUCCACCCCCUCCCCGUCUGUCCGUCGGGACCACAACAGACCCCAAAACAAAACCCAACUUGAUGAAAAGUGUAAUAAAAAGAAGAGGACAUUAUCCUGGUAAGAGUGUGUGCUGGUUGCCACCCAAGAGAGGACAGUGGCCAGGAUGCUGGCUGGUGGAACAACCUGCUGGCCUAAGAAGGAUGGCUGCCAAGGGCUGGGUACCUGAGAAGGACCACUUGGCCUCCCAUACUUUGGAGAUGGCUGAAGGACCUGUGUAUGUAUAUUUGUUGCAAACAGAAGAAAACAGACCCUUUCCUACCUUCCUUGUCUCCCCUCCCUCAUUCAGGCAGCUCAUACAAGCUUGUCUUGAACUGAAUAAAUGAGUAGACAUUGUGGACCUCACAGGAUUAUUUAAUUCUCAAAAUGUAUAGACCUCAAUGGUAGAUGUGUCACAAUAGUUUCCCUUCCUUGCACUUAUUUAAAAUAUUGUUGUAGAGAUAAUGUUGUCUUAUUCCGAGGCACAGUCUUUGGGGAGAGGGGAGUGCAUUUAGACCCAUGUGCAACUGUACAAAUCGUGGUGUGGCUAUAUAGAAAGCCUUGCUAAGAAUAAACUCUGUUUCAAAAAACAUUAAAGUU